Molecule: messenger RNA, 1127 nt
Organism: Purpureocillium takamizusanense
Lineage: Eukaryota; Fungi; Ascomycota; Sordariomycetes; Hypocreales; Ophiocordycipitaceae
Exons: 2
Coding region: 42-1127 (361 amino acids)
Source: RefSeq, a predicted model, not a curated record
UGCUAAAAUCUAGGUCAUAGCUUAGUAUUAAAAAGCUCGCAAUGAAGAUUUUCGCAUCACUUUUUGCCUUGGCUGCUGUGCCGCACGCGCUGGGGGGGCCUGCUAUAAAUACGGGCAAGGUUCCGCUGCCGGAGCGACUGUUGCACCAUUUCCCGAACGGAACCUGGGCGGAGAACAUCUCCGUGCGUCCCAAUGGCAACCUCCUGAUCACUUUGUCUACGCCUACUGGAUCGGUGAUGCAGGUGAAGGAGCCAUGGACUGCCAACCCUGUGGUGGAGGAAGUCUUCAACUUCGAUCAAUGGGUCGACAGGCUCAUUGGUAUAGGCGAAACUACUCGAGAUACGUAUGUUGUUGUUGGUUCACGUUUUUACUCCCCGGACGCCAUUGCAUCUCCAGUUGAGACUACCUUUUGUGCCAUGGAGCUCGACUUCAGCAAGGACCCAAACAAGCCCAAGGCACGCCUGAUCGCUCGGCUCCCCGAGGCCUACCUCCUCCAGAGUGUUGCUGCCCUCCCCUGGGACCGCACCACCGUGCUUAUUUCGGACCAGUAUCUUCUGAAGCCGAGGUACAACCAAAGCGACUGGACGCCAAGCCCCGGCCAGGUCUGGCGGCUCAAUACCGUUACGGGAAAAUACAGCCUUGUCAUGGCCAACUAUCCCGAGAUGACUUCCAUCGGCGCCAAAGGUCCAGAUGUUGGCAUCAACGGCAUCAAAAUUCGAGGUAACUGGUUCUACUGGGGUAAUACAGACAACAGCUAUGUCUACCGGCUGAAGAUCGACAAGAAAGGUGCCCCCGUGCCUCCCGGCAAACCACAGGUGGUCACGCACUUUGACACCUUCUGGAACGACUUCACAUUUGGUCCCGAAGACGAGGACAUCUUAUGGUCGGCGGGUUGGAACCAGGUUGUGGCAGUCUCAAGCGCGGGUAAGGUUGUUGUUGUCGAUGGCGUCGGUACAAGUAACAACUUGACCUUCCCAGGACCAACUGCCACAGGCUUCGGCAGACACCAUGAGGAUAGGGAUAUUCUUUAUGUUACGGGGAAUUUAUACUCUAUCCCCGAUGUACCUAUCGACGGCAAGAUCGGUGGCUGGAUACGAGCGAUAAACACCACCGGCUUUCGAUUCUAG